Austrofundulus limnaeus is the source of this 1418-nucleotide messenger RNA. RefSeq lists its product as uncharacterized. NCBI's taxonomy places the organism in Eukaryota, Metazoa, Chordata, Actinopteri, Cyprinodontiformes, Rivulidae. The record is from RefSeq and is a predicted model, not a curated record.
UUGCUGGAAGACCUCUUCACUUAAAUUCAACUGAUUGGUUGAGAGAGAUGGAGGCAAAGCUCCGUGUAAUUAUUGAUGACCACAUCGAGAAGCUGGUCCUUCCAUCAGGGAUCCCACCAACAGUAGAGGAGCUGCAAAGUGUUGUGAAGGAUACCUUUGGACUUUCAAAUGACUUCACUCUUCAGUAUUUUGACUCAGAAUUUGAGAACUACUUCACUCUUAAUAGUAGUGACCAGAUAAAACACAAAGAUACUGUGAAGGUUGUUGGCACACCCCCGGUCGUCCUAACCUUGGCUCCACUUGAUGAAAGUCUUGGCAGCCCCUCUGGUCAACAGUCAACUGAUAAUGAUUCAUCAUAUGCCGAGUCAAUUGGAUCAAAUGCAGACUCUGCUGCAACCACAUCUUCUCAGGAUACCAUUAUUCUCAAAAGGAAUAAGACUACAGAACGAUGUGAGCCCUGGCCAAAGCAGUUCCCCAUUCCACAGUUUGCAUACGAAACUGAGAUGUACCUUGAAAAUGCCACUGAGGAGUACAAAAAGAAUGGAACUCUUCUGCCUACCUCCAAAGUAAAGACUGACAUUUUGGAAAAGUUGGCUGAAACUAUAUUUAGAUUUACAGCCUAUCCUUCAAGUGCACAGGUUAGUUGUGUUGCUGAGGCACUUGUGACCAAAUACCCUUGUCUCAAGGAACCUGGCUCUUUCUCAGGCUAUUAUGGUUGGCUACAAAGAAUCAAAUACAAGAUGGCUAAUUAUCGUACAAAACUUAGAGGGUUUGGAGUUCCUGAGGUGACAUGCAAUGCUGUGACACGCAAGAGACCAGGUGACCAGAAAUCUGCAAAGAAAGUGAAAAAGCCUCGGAAAGCAGAGGUCAAUUAUCUUCCUCCAUAUCCAGCAGGAGAAGAUGAAAGUAGUCAAGAAGAUGAGAGAGUUCAGUUAAUCACUGAAGUCAAGAAAAAAAUCAACAACAAGAUGAUAAAAGAAAAAAUGGCAAAAACGUUUGCACACAGACGACAUGAAAUAGUCAACAUGUCCCCCAGCAUUGAGGACAUUAAAGCCAGAUGGCCAGCUUUGUUUGAACCGACUCAUCUGCAGGACGAGUUCUACAGGAUUACCAUGGUGCACCUUGAAUCCAAAUUUAUGUCCAUGCUGGAUGAGUAUACUCCCAAGCUAUUGGCCCUUUGUCAUGCAAAGGGGGGAGCCAUGGGAUUGAAGUUGCAGGCCAUCUUAGCCAAAUCACCACCCAAUCCUAACAUUGACAUAACCAGAGAUCUGGUUAUUCAGUGCUUGACGGUGUACCUUGGGGAGUCUGUUGAUCACCUCAUCAAAGACUACAGUGUAAGUGUUGAAGCAGAAUUUUUAAUGUUGUCUUUGUUCAUGUUUGUCAGAGUGAGAGAUCUUUCAUAUNAAUCUCUAAUGUAA